Molecule: messenger RNA, 1563 nt
Organism: Morchella sextelata
Lineage: Eukaryota; Fungi; Ascomycota; Pezizomycetes; Pezizales; Morchellaceae
Exons: 6
Coding region: 1-1563 (520 amino acids)
Biological process (GO): intra-Golgi vesicle-mediated transport; endoplasmic reticulum to Golgi vesicle-mediated transport; endocytosis
Cellular component (GO): Golgi apparatus
Molecular function (GO): GTPase activator activity
Source: RefSeq, a predicted model, not a curated record
AUGUCUCGGCGCCCCAAUCCUGCUGCUGCCAAAGCUGCCGACAAAGCCGCUGCAAAUCAGGCCGUCAUCAAAUCACUACUUAAGCUGCCUGGAAACAAGAUAUGCGCUGAUUGCAAGAGAAAUAAGCUUCCUAGAUGGGCUAGCUGGAAUCUGGGACUUUUCAUAUGUGCUCUGGCAUACAUCGAGGAAUGGGUACUCAUAUCAGCAAAGUCUGUGGAUCUUGACACAUGGACGGAUGAACAGUUGGCUAGCAUGCUGAAAUGGGGAAACACUAAGGCGAACAAGUAUUGGGAAGCGAAUCUUGCGCCAGGACACGUGCCGUCAGAAGCGAAAAUUGAAAACUUCGUACGCACAAAAUAUGAUGCCAAAAGAUGGGUUAUGGAAGGCGGAAUGCCUGACCCAUCUACCCUUGAUGAUUCUGGAGAAGAGGACAAUCUGCCUUUGAAAGUUGUCCAGCAGAAGCUGGAGAACAGACAAACAUCCUCCCCCCCCACGGCGCAACAAGCACCGAAGCAACAGCAAACCAUUAACCUCUUCGAUGAUCUUUCUCCAAUGGAGCUGCCAAGGUCCACUACCGCACCUCCGGGAAAUAAGAAUCAACCUUCCCCCAAGAGUGCUCCUGCUCCACCAAAGUCUACAAAGCCGGCCGAUUCUCUUUUGGGCUUAGAUUUUUUUGGAUCGUCGGACCCGACUCCAGCUCGCCCAGCUUCCGUAAAUUCAAACCCAGUAACAAACACCGCCUCAUCUCGGCCUGAUCUCAAUAGGUCAAUUCUCUCUCUAUAUGCCUCCAAGCCGCAGCCUCGGACCCAACAUGCCCAGAACUCUUCAUUCUCUGGUAUGUCACAGCCUUCGGUUCACCAGCAUACGGUAUCCUCAGGUCUCGGAGAUCUUAAUGACGCAUUUGGAGGGCUUGGGUUUUCUUCACAAAGCACCGGUCCCUCUAUAUCCACCAUACCCGUUGCCCAAUCAACAGCGCCCAAGCCUUCUCCAUUUGCAAACCUAACAGCCGGGAUGAUGAAGUCCUCGGCUGGUUCUCAACUAUCGCCUACUUCAAGCAAUGGAUUCUUUGGGUCUUCGACAUCUACAAAGCAAUCAAUUUAUUCAAAGACUAGUGGGUCGUCUGCCAUGGACGAUUUGUUUGACUUUUCCUCGACACCUGCGCCUGCAGUGGCUGCACCGGCCAUGUCCACUAUGAGUGCAUUUAACUUGACUGCCACUAAUGCCACUGCCCCUAAACAGCCAACCACGCCGCAGUUCUCAUUUGAUGCAAAUGCAUGGGCUGCACCGGCUGCGACAAUCUCUACGGCUUCAAACAAUGAGUCUGCCUGGGGGACGUCGAUAGGAAGCGCUAGCAUUGCCUCCAACGCAUGGGGCUCACCGGCAACCACAUCCGUUAGUAAGCCACCUACUUCAAUGGUAGGAAUUUCGUCUAUGGCGCCCGCGAAGAGUAGUGAGGAUGAUGAAUGGGGCGCAUUUAGUACUGGAGGAGCUGCAACAUCAGGAGCACCAGUGCAGACAACCGGUUUUGGUCAGGACGAUCUGUUCGGGAACGUAUGGAAGUAG